AUGGCGGAGUUUUUGUGGGAGGAUCGCGAUGUUCGAUUUGACAUCAGCUCACAUCAGAUGAAACUAAGACCUGGAGAGAAGUUGAUUGAUAGGCUUGAUGCUAUAGAAGAUACCAAAGGGAAUAAUGGUGACAGAGGCCGACUGAUUGUGACAAAUCUGAGGCUGAUUUGGCACUCGCUGCACAUGAGCAGAGUGAAUCUGUCGAUUGGGUAUCUUUGUGUCAUCAGCAUAUCCACAAAAACAGCCAAUUCUAAAUUGCGAGGCACCACUGAAGCGUUGUAUGUCCUGACCAAAUGUAACAAUACACGAUUUGAAUUUAUCUUCACAAACUUGAUACCGGGUACUCCUCGACUGUUCACCACUGUCAUAGCUGUACACAGGGCUUACGAGACGUCGAAAUUGUACCGUGACCUAAAACUGCGUGGAGCGUUGAUCUACAACAAGCAGCUGCGUUUGUUACCUCAGGAGCAAGUCUACAACACUGUAAAUGGGGUCUGGAACCUCUCGAGUGACCAGGGUAAUCUGGGCACAUUUUUCAUCACAAAUGUCCGUCUGGUGUGGCAUGCAAACAUUAACGAGUCCUUCAACGUCAGUAUACCUUAUCUACAGAUGAAAACUGUCAAAGUACGAGACUCCAAGUUUGGACUGGCCUUGGUGAUUGAAAGCUCACAGCAGAGUGGAGGUUAUGUGCUUGGUUUCCGUGUUGAUCCUGUGGAGAAGCUCCAGGAGACAGCCAAGGAGAUCCAGAGCCUGCACCGCGUCUACAGCGCCUGUCCUAUUUUUGGGGUGGAAUUUGAGCUGGAGGAGAAGCCACAACCUAUGGAGGAACUGACAGUGGAGACGAUCGCAGAUGAUGUGGAAAUAGAACAUGAUGGAUCAAGCGAUGCUUUCGCAGCGUAUUUUGCUGACGGAACUAAGGAAUCAGACCGUGAACCUGUGUACAAUGAAGAACUGGGAUUGGCUGUGGAGAAACUUAAGGAUGGGUUUACACUAUCUGGUUUGUGGGAAGUGCUGUCUUAGCUGUGCAGAAACUGAAGGAGGGGUUUACACUUUCUGGUUUGUGGGAAGGGCUGUCUUAGCUGUUCAGAAACUUAAGGAGGGGUUUACACUUUCUGGUUUGUGGCAAGUGCUGUCGUAGCUGUGCAGAAACUUAAGGAUGGGUUUACACUUUCUGGUUUGUGGGAAGUGCUGUCUUAGCUGUGCAGAAACUUAAGGAGGGGUUUACACCUUCUGGUUUGUGGGAAGUACUGUCUUAGCUGUGCAGAAACUUAAGGAUGGGUUUACACUUUCUGGUUUGUGGGAAGUGCUGUCUUAGCUGUGCAGAAACUUAAGGAUGGGUUUACACUUUCUGGUUUGUGGGAAGUGCUGUCUUAGCUGUGCAGAAACUUAAGGAGGGGUUUACACCUUCUGGUUUGU
Liolophura sinensis is the source of this 1416-nucleotide messenger RNA. Its product is annotated as Bardet-Biedl syndrome 5 protein-like. Bases 1 to 1020 code for a protein of 339 amino acids. Gene Ontology annotation, molecular function: phosphatidylinositol-3-phosphate binding. Lineage: Eukaryota; Metazoa; Mollusca; Polyplacophora; Chitonida; Chitonidae. The transcript has 12 exons. Gene Ontology annotation, biological process: cilium assembly; intracellular transport. Gene Ontology annotation, cellular component: ciliary basal body; BBSome. The record is from RefSeq and is a predicted model, not a curated record.